AUGGAAGAGGAUGUUCGGCUGUCUCAUUCAGAGGAGCGCGAUGGCUGCAGCAAUGGCCGUGAGGAGACCGCUAGCGUCGGCUUCUCUCCGCAACAGAAUGGCUCGCUUGGGAAAAGCCAGGUGCGAACAGGUGAGCAGAGCUCAUCACCCUUCCACCGUUUACCUCGCACGGUGAUCGAGCACAUUCUCUACCGCGUUGAUGCAAAUACCUUUGCGUCUCUAGCCCUAUUGAAUCGGAAAUGGCGGCGGAUCUCUGACUCCUCACAAUUAUAUGCACAUCACUUGUCGCAUUGCCUAUCUUUCUCUCUAACGCAGAAAGCCACAUCUGACAUGGCUCGUUCGGACGGUCUUCCAAGCCUUAAACGCAAGUUUAUGGCGGAAAUUCGGCGCAACGCCUUCGAUGUUUUCCUGAGACCCCGCCGGACGUUGAUAAAACUGAUCUCGACAUCCAUGAGUUCGUCAACACCUUUCCCGCAAGGCGAGGCAUUUCGAUUUACCUUCUCGCCCAAUGCCCAGUUGAUCCUUUGCAUAAGCUCUUCAAGAAUUGUGGUCAUCGAUGUUGCUUCCGGUCCAACUGCGGUGGUGAGACACGAACUGAAGACUUGGAGACGUCCAUUGAAUGCUGCCAUUUCGGAUGAUGGCUGCCUUCUGGCAGUAGUCUCUUCCAGUCACCAGGUUCACAUAUACUCUCUCUCCGAUUACGAAGCAACACACAUUCAGGAACUCCAGCUCCAUGAUGUCCCGCGGGCCUUGGCGCUCUGUCCAACGGGGGGUGUUCUUUCCAUUGCAUACGAUGAUAGAAUCGAGGUGUACGCCAUUAGAGAGGGCGCUCUGGCAACGGAACGGCGGGCGGUACGCUGUACGGGAGUUGAUGCAAUGUCGUUUUCGUCGGAUGGGAUCAUGUUACUUGGCACUUCCACUGAUGAGCAGAACAGCGAGCUGGUCACUGUUACAGUGCCAUUCUAUACGGAGCCAGAGGCCGACUCCACGCGGGAUGCUCAAAUACGGAUGUGGACGACCCAGAUUCUCUUCCCUGACGUCCUCCGGGGGUACAGCCAUGCGUGUCUCGUCCCAAUGCAUGCAGAGGGCGAGGGGAAUUGGAUUAUGGGAUUUGACAAAGAGAUUGGAGCAUUUCGAGCAAUUGGGGCCAACAGCGCACAUUCCGGCACGACGUACUUUGUGAACCCUAUGUCUCCAUGUGGGUCGCAAGAAUCGCCCCCUACUAUGCUGCCAACGGUCGACUGCGAGGGCGAGCUAGUCGCCGUAGGAUUCCAGGAUGCUGGGCUUUGGGUUUAUGGGCUACCAGAUCGCCUGGACAUUGCCCCCCGCGCGUCCUCGCACACUGCGCCAAACGAUGGCGAGGAUGGUCAAAUGAUAGAAGAGCUAGCUACUUCUCGGCAAGACAGUUUGAUGAGAUUACAGCAGUCUAUUCUCAGGCCGAAGAUGCUAAUCAGUGGCCACAAAAUGUGUGAGGUACCCGGAAUCACAGCCGCCCGCUGGGUACAACAUCCGACGGGUACGACGACAGAUCGUCGUAGAUUAGCCGCUGUGGCCCCUGGUGGCGUUAACCCUCCGACCAUUGGCGAUGAAGAUGUUCCGGUCGAUGGCGGACGGGUGGUGCUUUUGGAUUUUGAGCGGUCGUGUACAGACGGGGACGUCACGGAGUUCAGUAUCGAGAUUGGAGAGUCCGAACCCAAGAUGCUCAAUGAGCCCAAUGCUAGUAUGGACAUUGCAGUUGAGCUAGAAAGGAGAAGGACACUAUUGAAUCGUGGCCAUCUAUUCUAUGGAAGACAUGCGGCUCGCGAGUCUUACCCAUCAGCCUCUUCGGCUUACCAGCUAUCAACGUUAAAUUUACGCAGGAACAGUUCCUACUUAUCUAGCUCGUCAAAUGAGUUUGGAGAAGGAGAUUAUCCGCCCAUCCCCGAGAGCCCCUAUGAUAACACACAGCCGCGGUCUCAUGAUACGCUGCGCCGUGCUGCCACCGCCGCAGCUUUCAGCCGUGGGCGAUAUAACCCACGGUAUAGAAAUGAAGGCCACCGUGUCUACGAUGAUAGACGAGUUCCCGCACUCUUUCAGAUUCCGCAUGAAAGUGACGCGGAUAACUGGGUGCCCCCUCCACCUCCAUAUUCUCGCGAGCCUGAUGCGCCGCUACCAGAGCAUCUUAGAAGAAGUCUUCUUCCCACGGCGACGAGGGGUGUACCUCAAAUCCACAGGUCCCAGACAACCCGAAUGAGCAGCACAUCAGAGGAAAGCUCAACACUCACGACCUUGCAGCGGUUGAACACUGUCACGGGCUCAAGAUUUUCGUCCCGAAUGAGAAGGAAUACUCGAGAUUCUGAAGACCGAAACCGGCGGCAUAGCAGUCUUGUUCGGUGGAGGGCGAAUUCUCUUGGUCGCCUCCCACGCACCACCGACGAGCCUGACAUACCGCCAGUUCCUUCGGACCUCGAUGCCUCCCCGGAUCGACCGCAAACUGCAGACCAUACACCAUCGCUAGCAAAUCGUCAUAACCAGGCGGUUUCCGUGGUUGAGGAGACGCACGCCCCGGUGCAGGAGUCACCACAUCAAGCCGAUCAGCUUGAACCAGAGGCCGGGAAUCCUACCCAGGAAGAUGCAGUGGAUCAGGAGGACUUCGUACCUGCGCUUCCCACCAUGGCUCCGAAUUUGAACUACCCAUUCUCUCUCUCCUCGCCUAAUCUCCAGGCCUUUGAUUCUCCAUACGAAGGCUCGGAGGUUAUGCGAAACACGUGGCUCCGUCCUGGACAACGCAGAUCGGUUGACCGGCGGUCGCAAUCGCAGGACAUUCGGAUGUCACCAGCCGGGAUUCCACCCUUGAACCGGCGAGCGUCGACCGACCCUACUCUCUCCGUGAGCUCCCAGCCAUCCAACGAUCUGUGGAGAAGGCGGAUUGAAGAAUGGAAUGAGCGAACCGUAUACGAGAGGAGCAAAAAGCGAAGCAAAUGUAUUGUGAUGUAG
Aspergillus tanneri is the source of this 2976-nucleotide messenger RNA. RefSeq names its product F-box domain protein. Bases 1 to 2976 code for a protein of 991 amino acids. The transcript has 2 exons. Gene Ontology annotation, molecular function: protein binding. NCBI's taxonomy places the organism in Eukaryota, Fungi, Ascomycota, Eurotiomycetes, Eurotiales, Aspergillaceae. The record is from RefSeq and is a predicted model, not a curated record.